Molecule: messenger RNA, 1080 nt
Organism: Panicum hallii
Lineage: Eukaryota; Viridiplantae; Streptophyta; Magnoliopsida; Poales; Poaceae
Exons: 8
Source: RefSeq, a predicted model, not a curated record
UCAGGAUCCGAGUACAGUCCACAUGACAAUGAGGGGCUUGAGGAUGAUGAUGAAGUGAUCAGCAAGAGUGUCAAAGUAUCUUCUCAAGGAACACGAGGAUCAAAAAGGGUGAGACCACCUAGGUUGCAAUUGGAGUGUAGAGUCACAAGACAGAAUUCUGCUGCCACCAUAAGCUUAACCGCCUCAACAGAAGAAGCAUUAGCAACUGUACAAACUGAGAAUUUGAACCCUACUGCUGAUGAAGAUGAAUUGGUUGAAGUUACAGAGCAAGUACGAAGAGGAAGAAGUAUGGGGAAAGAUUUAGAUAGGAUAACCAGAGGGUUAGGAAGCAAAAUAUGUAUCCAUGUUUCUGAAGGGAAGAGAAGGCCGGCGGUACCACUCCAAGUGGCAAAGCUUGCGUCAGAGGCUGGAAUUGUACUUAGACAACAUGUACCAAUCUUUCCUCAUUGGAAGCAUUACAAGAAGAAUGAUCUUGAAAUGGAUAACUAUAUUGGCAAAGUUGCUGGACAAUUUAACAUGGACACUGACAACAAGGCAGUGAAAGAUGCAUGUAUUGACUUGUUAAAGGGUGGACAACAUCAAAGGAGGUAUAACUUAAAAUUGAAGUACUUCAAUGGGUUAUCACAAGAUCAGGUGCCGAGAACAUCACCAGUGGCUUGCAUGAGUGAUGCACAAUGGCUUGAAUUGGUGGCCAUGUGGUCAAAGGAAGAACACAAGGAGAAGUGUGCAAAAAACAAAAUUAAUCGUGAGUGCGUCCAAUAUCAACAGCGCACAGGUUCACGGUGCUACGAGGCACAAGCUUAUGUUGCGAAACAAGAAAGAUUUAAAGAUUCAACGCCCACUGCAAUUGACCUCUUUAAGGAAAUGCAUUGCAGCAGGAAAAGAGAUUUCAGUGAGCAAGUAAAGCAAGCUAUUGUUGAUAUGGAAUCAAUUAUUGAUGAAUCUAUAGAAAAUGGAGAGCAGCAGAAGACUUGUAUUGAAGCUGUCUCUCAAGUUCUAUCCAAGAAUAGCACCUUUCUUGAAAAUUUGGAUCUUAAGAAAAUGCUAAGACACAAGAAUCAGCAGGACUCCGUGAAGUAG